Molecule: messenger RNA, 3694 nt
Organism: Electrophorus electricus (electric eel)
Lineage: Eukaryota; Metazoa; Chordata; Actinopteri; Gymnotiformes; Gymnotidae
Gene: mafba
Product: MAF bZIP transcription factor Ba
Biological process (GO): regulation of transcription by RNA polymerase II
Cellular component (GO): nucleus
Molecular function (GO): DNA-binding transcription factor activity, RNA polymerase II-specific; RNA polymerase II cis-regulatory region sequence-specific DNA binding
Source: RefSeq, a predicted model, not a curated record
ACUCCGGAGUGGGUUGUCUAAGGAAGCGAGCCGAUAUCUCUGCGGUGCAGAGCUGGAACGCUGCUCUCCUAGCGGAAAACACGAGCCUCCGGUCCACCCGUUUCCCUGCACCCGUGUGGCUUUCGCACGUACCGGGAGAGUUUCUAGUGGAGGGACGGGAGCCCACCUCCACCACUCGGUAUUCGUUUUAUUUAUUUGUUGAGUUUAACUUGGCGAAAGGAGCCGAUAUUGUACUUCUGCACUGAGACUGUCUACCUUCACUCUGUCUACCUCUUCUCCUCGUCGCGUGAGUAGACUGUCGAAGUAACCCGUAUGAUGCAAAUUCCAACGUCUUUUGCUGUGCAUUAGCCAGAAAGUUUUUUUCCCCCUUUUUUUUCGUCGUUAAACACUUCGAGCGUCGCUGUAUGCUACACCAUUCGCGUGCGUCGCGUUGGAGGACUUACAAAGACUACUGCAUGAGAAAAGACGGGGAAGAAACGCAAAAGUCUGUUUUUGCGACGUUGGCAAACACUUUCGCGUAUCUGCAGAACAGAGACACGAUGAGCGCUGAACUUACUAUGGGGCCCGAGCUCCCGACCAGUCCGCUGGCGUUGGAAUACGUAAAUGACUUCGAUCUGAUGAAGUUUGACGUGAAGAAAGAGGCCCUCGCGGGGCUUGAGCGCUCCAACAUACGCCCGUGCAACCGACUCCAGCCCCAGGGCUCCGUAUCGUCCAGUCCGGUAAGCACGCCGUGCAGCUCGGUGCCUUCCUCGCCAAGCUUCAGCCCCACGGAGCAGAAGAGUCACCUGGAGGAGCUGUACUGGAUGCCGAGCGCCGGGUACCCCCAGCAGCUCGAUCCGCAGGCACUGAGCAUGACUCCGGAGGACGCGGUGGAAGCGCUGAUCGGCGCCACGGCCCACGGACACGCGCCGCCGCCGCACGUGCAACAGCAGCUUCAGCAGGGGGGAUACGAGGGCUACCGAGCCGCGCAUCACCACCACGGCCACGCGCCGCACCACCACCACCAGCCGCCGCCGCCGCCGCCGCCGCCGCACCAGUACGGGAUUCCCCACCACGCCGACGACCUGCCGGGCCAUCCGGGAGCGCACGCGCACGCUCAGCACCACCCUCACCGCCACAGCCAGGACGCCGACAGCCCCUCUCCGCACUCCCCCGGCGGCCAUCAGCAGCUACACCACCGUCCCCAUCCCCACCACCACCACCACCACCACGCGCACGCUCACGCGGGCCAGCAGGUCCACCACAGCGGCGGGGCCGCGCUGAACGUGGAGGACCGCUUCUCCGACGAGCAGCUCGUGAGCAUGUCCGUGCGGGAGCUCAACCGCCACCUGCGCGGCUUCUCCAAGGACGAGGUGAUUCGCCUGAAGCAGAAACGCCGGACCCUGAAGAACCGCGGUUACGCGCAGUCGUGCCGCUUCAAGCGCGUGCAGCAGAAGCACGUGCUGGAGAACGAGAAGACCCAGCUCAUGACUCAGGUGGAGCAGCUUAAGCAGGAGAUCAACCGGCUGGCCCGCGAGAGGGACGCGUACAAGAUGAAGUGCGAGAAGCUGACUGGCGCGAGCGGGUUCCGCGAGGCAGGGUCCACAAGCGACAACCCGUCCUCGCCAGAGUUCUUUAUGUGAGUUCGUGUCUUACGCCUGGCAGCUGGCAGGCUGCUAAUCCACUCACGAUUAGGAUUAUUCUAACAACAGCUGUAUUCAUAUUAGAAAGAGUUACCCACAGAAGUAAUAACCGCAUAUAUAAUCUCCUUCCACUUGGCAACUGAAAUACAAAGAAAAUGGUAUAGUAUUUAGUUGAUUUUUUGUUUUGUUUUUAGAUUUACAUCUUUGUAGAUUAGUUGCUACUAAAGAUCGGAUUUUUCCCUUUUGCGAGAGAUUAUAUAGUCUGAUCAGAACUAUGAUUUUAUCCAGUGUGUCUCUCUUCUGGUAGAACACUGGAUAACAUCUUGUGCUCAGGAGAGAAAAUAAAUAUAAUGAAAGGAGAUUUUCGCUAAGAGGAGAGUACUUUGGACCUUUCGUACCUCUUGGCCCAAAAGUCAGACUUGUCAUUUGAGAACAAUACAAUAUGCAAAACUUUUAACUUCUCUCCUAACAACGAGUCCCCUGUAACUUCGACAGCGGAAACAGGGGGGUCUUUUAUGCAACCUCUCACUGGUUUAUUGCCUGCUUGGUUAUAUAAAGAUAGAUAUUACAACAACUAAAAAAAUCUGCAUUAAAAUAUUAAUCCUGCAUGCUGGACAUGUACGGUGAUAAUUUCUAUUUUGUACUUUCUUUUUUUCUUCGUGUAUCUUAAACAGCAUGUGUUUGAUCUCGAGCUUUCCCGUGACUCUGUCUGGGACUUUAGACAUGAAAUGGUGACCAUAUCACGGCGACUGCGCGUGCAGUCUUAACAUUGUUUGGGGUUAAUUUUGGCUUGUAAAUACAUGCAACAGCAAAAUUGAAAAAAAAAAAAAUAUUAAAAAACAUUGAGAGAUUGUUUUAAAUCGUUGGCAGUUUUGUUUAAUUUGGGGAGGGGGACUGAGUUCCACAAACGGGCAUUUUUGCAGUUGCAUCUAAAGUCAACAAACUUUGUAUAUUAAGUGCACUUUUUUGGAUAAUGAUUUUGGUUUUGGCUGUUUUCAUUUUGAGUUUUUUUGCAGACCGCCCUCAAGGAAAACAAAGACACAGAUCCUAACAGGCUAACGGGACUCGUUAAAUCCAGACACGGCAGACUGCUGGAGCUAGAGACGUCCUCUGCGUUACGAAAGCAGUGCAAUAACAGGCAGUUUAAUCAGACACAUUAAGAAGCCAUGCAAUAACAGGCAGUUUAAUCAGACGCACAGUGAAAUUCCUUAAGGAGCAUAUUAUUGCUCUAUAAAUAACUCUCGCGACACAGAGGCAUGCGCCUCGCGCCGUGUUAUUGUGGUGUUUAUUUCCUUUGGCGUUCAUCGCCCGCGUCCGGUAGAAAAAAAACCGCAGUUUUGUCAUAUUGCAUAAUCCAUGCCAACGAUAUAAUCUGCUAAUCCGAGCAAGAUCUGUAGGUGUAGCUGGUUUCAUUUUACCUAGACGUGCAGGACGUCGGCGAACGCCUUUAACUAUCCUUUCUCCCACUUUCAUGAACUGAACAAUAUUUCCAGAAAGAGUAUCAGAGCACUGAAGGUCGGUUGGAGUGCGCUCUUAAAUCAGGGUUUUGGACGAUUGCGCGGGACAGUUUUAAUGAGCAUUGUUAAAUGUUUUCCUGUAUUUUUUUUCUGCCGGUCAGUAAAAAAAAGGGAUUCAGGUUUUGCAAAAUCUCAAAAUGAAAAUUCUAUGUAUGUUAUCUGUUCUGUUUUGUUGUUAUUAUUAUUUUUUUCGAGAUUCUGGUUCUGCUGGCCGGAUUCAUAGGUGUGUUAUUUUUAAUGAUUAAAUUAACAGACUGUCAGAUCAUACUGAAUAAGCAUGGUGCUUGCAUUUAAGAUUAUAGCGGAAACGUCGCGCAUUUAAUGAUCUUUUGUUACUGAUUCAACUGUGUUGAAAUCAAAACUACAGCAGCGGGUUGUUGUGCUGUUUCUUCAUUUCACGUAUGACGCGAGGGGAUCAAUUUUCAAUCCUGUUUAUAUAAAUGAAAAAGUUAAAUUUGGACUGUUCCAUUCAGGCUGGUUUCUGUUUUGUCUUAUUUUUGUUGUUUUUUGAAGAAAUGGUUUCCUAUUUUGCUUAUUAAAGUCAUCGAAAUGGCA